Messenger RNA from Punctularia strigosozonata HHB-11173 SS5, 2895 nucleotides. RefSeq lists its product as uncharacterized. Gene Ontology annotation, cellular component: Golgi to plasma membrane transport vesicle; cell tip. The transcript is spliced from 2 exons. NCBI's taxonomy places the organism in Eukaryota, Fungi, Basidiomycota, Agaricomycetes, Corticiales, Punctulariaceae. Gene Ontology annotation, biological process: exocytosis. The record is from RefSeq and is a predicted model, not a curated record. Bases 1 to 2895 code for a protein of 964 amino acids. Gene Ontology annotation, molecular function: guanyl-nucleotide exchange factor activity.
AUGCUCAUUGCCACCCUGCGGGAUCAAGUCCAGGACCUGUUCACCCAGGUCUCCCAACUGAACGGCAAACUCGUCCAGUCCUAUGGCCGCGUUGCCGACCUCGAGGAUGACAUCCACGCCCAUUCCUCCCAACUACGCGCAUCCUCGCUCAAGAUCGCCCAGCUCGAGCUCGAGCGCUCGCAGCACCUCUCCGCCCUCAACGAGGGUGUCCUCGUUGAGCGCUCGCAUGUCACCACCGAGCUUUCCCGCCUCAUGGAACGCGCAACGGAGGAGGCCGCCAGGCGUGGCCAGGCUGAAAGCGCGCGGGCUGAGAUCGAGAAGGACCUCGACGACCUUUCCGCCAACCUCUUUGGGCAGGCGAACACGAUGGUCGCCCAGGCGCGCGUGGCUCAGGCGAUCAGCGAGCGGAAGGUUGCCGAGGCGGAGCAGGCCCUGCGAGGUGCAGAGGAUGCCGUCGCGCUCAUGCAGCAGCAGAUGCAGGCCCUCCAGGAGGAGAAGGAGAUGGCACUCCGCGAGGCCGAGCAAAUGCGCUCGCGGAUGGGCAAGGGCAAAUGGAUUGAGAAGGAGCCCCAGACGCCGACUAUGGGACCGCUCCGGAUGCUCAGGCUGCAUGCGCCGUAUCAAGAAUUCAUACUCUUCGUAUCACAUUUGCGCUCGCUCCGGUCAUCGUCGACGACUCUCCCUGCGCUGUCCACGCUGCUUCCGUUGCCUCUGCUGGCCAGAUUGCAAACCGAAGACACUGAUCCUACCGUACGGCUCGACCUCGCCCCUUCACUCAAUUGGCUCUCCCGCCGUUCUGUUCUUUCGGCGAUCCACAACGGCGAGCUCAACAUCGAGCCCAUGACCGCCACACACCUCCUGCACGAGCUCUCCUCCACCAACAUCUCAUGUGCCCUUUGCGGCACUGCCAUCUUCCCUUCGGAUGCGGCAGACUCCAAGCACCCAAGACCACCGGCACACCCGCGCAGCCGAACCACGUCCUCGUCCGGCGCGUGGGUUUCAAGCGCGAGCUCCCUCUUCAAGAACACCCUCGGCAGCUCGACGCCCGUGUCCGCUGCCUCACCGCUACCCUCUCCCCCGCUAGAGCCUAAAGCACAGAAGCCAGCUCCGACGCAAAUCUACAUCUUCCGCCUUUCUCCUUCACACUCAACCUCAUCCCUGCCUAUGCCGCUCCCAUUGGGGUCAUCCCCAUCGCGCCAAGGCCACCCGACUACCCCGCUCUCGCCCACAUCCGCCAAGCCCGCGCAGAUCUACCCGCUCUGCACGAACGGCUGGUGCCUCCGCCGCCUGCGCGCCACCUGCAGCCUGUGGGCGUUCGUCCGCAUCGCGCUGGUCGAGAAGAUUUGGGAGGAAGCCGAGCUUGCCGCCGCCCACUCGACAACUGCGGCUAAUGGAGUGAUCCAUUCCCCGGUGCCCAAGCGUCCCGGGGCCGCACCGCUACCUGUGGCCACAGAGGAGAAGCCGCCUAUACCCCCACGUCGGCGGAGCAAGAUGGGCGGGCUGUGGAGCGCGCUGGGCUCGCUCGCUAACUCCUCCUCCUCCUCGUCCCUCGCCACCGCUGCACCGGAGCCGCCCAAGGAGCGCAGCCUCCCGCCUCCUCCGCCCCCGCGUGCGCACCCGAUCACGCCUCCGAGAAGCGUCAAGACCACGCCCACGCAGCCCACGCAGCCCAUAGGGCCGCCACCCAUACCGCGGCGUAACGCCAGCCGCGGGGCGAGCUCCGACGGUGGUUCGAGCCCGGAGGUGCCGACUCGUCCCCCGUUACCGCAGAGGAACUCCAGUCGGCCAGACGUACCCAGUCGCGGCCGCGCCCUGAGCGUCGUGGAGAGCGUGGAGGAGAAAAGCAUCUAUAGCAAGGACGAGAAAGCACCACCGCUUCCCCAGCCAGUCGAUGCGAAUCACGACGAGAAGACAGAACAGGUCAAGGUUCCAGACGCGGACGUUCCGGCAUCGGAAGAUGCAAAGAAAGAAGAUCCAGUCCGCGCGCCGACGCCGUCGGAGAGCCAGAGCGACGGAUUCCACACGCCUCUCGACGAGCUGUCGAGCGCACCGCUCUCCCGACAGGUGUCACAGCGCACCGACCGUUCCGAGGCUGAGACUAGCGGUACCUCUGAGCCAACUUUGGUACCCCUCCCCGAGUCCGCUAGCCAGACCCCGGUGCAGGCCGCCUUCCCUCCGAAUGUUCAAGACAACCCGACGCCGGCGACGCAUGCCCCGCCGCCUCUUCCGCCCCGUCACAUGUCGCCCGCACGGGCGGCAUCGCCAUCUCAUCAGGAGGCACCUGUGCGUCCACCCUCGAGAAGUGGCUCGGGAUCGCCAGCGCCACCUCCCAUUCCGCGCAGGGCAGCCGCUCGGGCCGCGCGGCCUUUAUCUGCGAUCGCGACAGCUCCACCAAUCACCGCGGAGGACGUCAAGGAGCCUGUAGCAGAGAAGGAGCAUCGCGAGCCAACUAAGACUACGGAAGCCGAGCCUGGGCCUGGGCCUACUGUGGACGCUGCUGCUCCUGCGUCCGAUGCGCUAGCGGAAGAUGGCCCCAAGGCAGACUCCAUCCCUGCCCCCGAGGUUGCCGAUGCGCCGAAAUCUGACCAUGCAGUUGCAGCUGCGCCCGAGGAAAAGAAGGUAGAAGCCCCUAGCACAGCGGCGGUGAACGGAUCACCCGACGUACCCAAAGCGGCCGAGGAGGCGUCGUUGUCCUCAUCUUUAACGGAGACGAGCGCGCCCAUGCAGGAGUCGACGCCACCCGCACCCCUCAAACAUGCGCCGGAGGAGACGCCGAAGGCCGAGGAUGAUGACGGGCAGUACGUGGGCGAUGCUACCUGGGAGGAGCGUGCGUGGAAGGAACUCGCGAGACUGAGGGAGGAUAUGUUCUGGGCGAGAGUCGGGGGUUUGCGAUGA